CAGCGACGGAAGGCGCCCGCCCCCCACUUCGCCGCUUUCCGCCGGGAAUCGCCCGGGAGAUCCCCGAGACCGAGGCCGCCGCCGCCGCCGCGCCAUGGCGAUCGCAAGGCAAGUGCUUUGUCUGUGUGCUUUCCUGUCCGUGCCGCACGCUCGCGCCGAGCCCAUCCGCUACUCCGUAGCCGAGGAGGCGGAAAGCGGCUCCCUGGUUGGCAACCUGGCGGAGGACGCGGGGCUCACGCCGGAGCAGCUCUCGGCUCGCCGCGCCCGCCUGGUCUCGGAGGACGGGCGGCAGCAUUUUCGCUUAGACCGCGCCUCCGGCCGCCUCGUCGUGGCGGGGAGGCUGGACCGGGAGGAGCUGUGCGGCCACUCCGGCACCUGCAUGCUCCCCUUCGAGCUGCUGCUCGCCAACCCCCUGCAGUAUUUUCGGGUCGAGGUGGCUCUGGAGGACAUCAAUGACCAUUCACCCGUUUUCCCCGAGGAACAAGUCAUCUUUAGGAUCCCCGAAACAAGCGACUGGGGUUCGCGUUUCCCGCUAGAGCGAGCUCAGGACCUUGAUGUUGGCAGCAAUAAUAUCCAGGCAUACAGCAUCUCUCCCGAGAGUCAGUACUUUAAUGUCUCUUAUGGGACUCGGAUCACAGGCAAGAAGUAUCUUGAACUUGUUUUGGAAAAGCCACUAGACAGAGAGGAACAGGCAGAGAUGGGUUUCAGUCUCAUUGCUGUAGAUGGGGGCUCUCCUCCCAGGAGUGGGACAACCCAAGUGAAAAUUGUCAUUCUAGAUGUAAAUGACAAUGCUCCCAUCUUCACACAGGAGGAGUACAUAGGGCAGGUAUUAGAGAACAUGCCAGAAGGCUCUGUGGUUCUGAGUGUGCUGGCAACAGAUCAGGAUGCCGGAGUUAAUGGGGACAUUUCCUAUCAACUCAGACAGGCAGUGGGCCAGAGCGACUCAGCGUUUGUGAUUGAUCCCAUCACUGGUGAAAUUAAACUCACAAAACCUCUGGACUUUGAGGCAGCAGAAACUCACGAGCUCAGUGUGAGGGCCACAGAUGGUGGGGGGCUCUCAGCAAUCUGCAAAGUGUUGGUGGAGGUGGUGGAUGUGAAUGACAAUGCCCCGGAGCUGGUGGUCAGUUCCUUCAGCAGUCCCCUCCCCGAGAACACAGCGCCUGGCACGGUGGUUGCCCUCUUUACGGUCAGGGACCGGGAUUCUGGUGCCAACGGGAAGAUCUCCUGUGCCCUCGAGGAUCAGCUCUUCUUCUCCCUGCGGCCAGCCUUUAAGAAUUACUAUGAGGUGGUGACAGUGAGCGCGCUGGACCGCGAGGAGACGGCUCAGUACAUCCUGACUGUCACAGCAGCAGAUGCGGGGUCCCCUCCCCUCACUACCACGCAGACCUUCAGCGUGGACAUCUCGGAUGUCAAUGACAAUGCCCCUGUGUUCAACCAGACGUCAUACACCAUGUAUGUGCGUGAGAACAACGUCCCCACGGUGUUUGUUGGAGCCGUCAGUGCUGCAGAUGCUGACGUGGGGCUCAAUGCCAAGGUGACCUAUUCCCUGGCCCCAGCCGAACCGGCAGAGCGGCCUUCCUGCUCCUGCAUCUCUGUGAACUCCGAGAACGGACACGUCUUUGUGCUGCGGCCCCUGGACUACGAGCAGUUGAGGCAGACCGAGGUCACAGUCAGUGCCUCUGACGCGGGGUCUCCUCCCCUCAGAGCCAACGUCACCCUCCGCCUUGUCGUGCUGGACGAGAAUGACAAUGCCCCGCUCGUGCUCUACCCAGCCCAGGACAGCAGCCCACCGUCCAGUGAGCUGGUGCCCGUGUCGGCUGAGGCGGGCUACCUCGUCACCAAAGUGGUGGCCGUGGAUGCCGACUCGGGACAGAACUCGUGGCUCUCGUACCACCUGCUGAGGGCCAGCGACCCCGGGCUGUUUACGGUGAGUGCCCAAAGCGGGGAGGUGCGUCUGAGGAGGCCGGUGACAGAGAGAGACACCGUGAAGCAGAAGCUCGUUGUCCUGGUGAGAGACAACGGGAAGCCCCCGCUGUCAGCCACCGCAGCUCUGAGCGCACUCGUGCUCAAGGACUUCUCAGACGUGCGCCUCCCGCACAGCAGUGCGGCCACAGAGGAUGAGGGCGGCUCCCUGACCACCUAUUUAAUCAUUUCCUUGGUCUUUGUCUCACUCCUCUUCCUCAUCUCCACCGCCGUCUUUGUCGCUCGCAAGGUGUGCAAGAGACAGGAGCUGAAGGCUGGCCAUGUGCUUUAUGGUGGCAACAACUUGCAGAGCGGCCUGGCCGAUGCAGCCGCUGCAGGGACCCUGCCCCACGCCUAUUGCUACGAGAUCAGCCUCACAACGGGCUCGGGCAACAGCGAGUUCAAAUUCCUCAAGCCCAUCCUCCCCAGCCUGCCACCACAGCACAGCGCCGUGGGCCAGGGCCCUGAUGAUGAACAGGAUUUCCCCAGUGUCCCUGUGAGCACAGAGGACAUGGCACCAGACAACCCUGGGACUCUCUCUGCAGGACACUUCAACCCUCUUUCCUUUAACUACCGCGGGCCGGGGCGAGCGGCAGCGCGGGCUGCGGGCGGCGGCGGGCGCAGUCCCAGCGCGCACCGCUGGGUGGUGCUCUCGGCCAAGGCGGCGCCGAGCGGCUGCGGCAGCGGAGGCGGCCGAGCCCGGACCAGCCCAGCCCAGACCAGCCCAGCCCAGCGCAGCGCAGCCCGGCUCAGAACAGCUCAGAACAGCUCAGAACAGCUCAGACCAGCACAGCUCAGCCCAGUGGAGCCGGGAGAAGGUGAGAGCGGCUGCGGCGGCGAGCGCUGCCCCGUAUCACCCGCUGCCGGGACACCGCGGCUGCGUUCCGGGCCGCCGGCGGAAUCGGAGCCAGCGACGGAAGGCGCCCGCCCCCCACUUCGCCGCUUUCCGCCGGGAAUCGCCCGGGAGAUCCCCGAGACCGAGGCCGCCGCCGCGCCAUGGCGAUCGCAAGCCGAGGAGGCGGAAAGCGGCUCCCUGGUUGGCAACCUGGCGGAGGACGCGGGGCUCACGCCGGAGCAGCUCUCGGCUCGCCGCGCCCGCCUGGUCUCGGAGGACGGGCGGCAGCAUUUUCGCUUAGACCGCGCCUCCGGCCGCCUCGUCGUGGCGGGGAGGCUGGACCGGGAGGAGCUGUGCGGCCACUCCGGCACCUGCAUGCUCCCCUUCGAGCUGCUGCUCGCCAACCCCCUGCAGUUCUUUCGGGUCGAGGUGGCUCUGGAGGACAUCAAUGACCAUUCACCCGUUUUCCCCGAGGAACAAGUCAUCUUUAGGAUUCCCGAAACAAGCGACUGGGGUUCGCGUUUCCCUCUGGAGGGUGCUCGGGAUCUCGAUAUUGGCAGCAAUAAUAUCCAGACAUACAGCAUCUAUCCCGAGAACGGGUACUUUAGUGUCUCCUUUGGCAGUCGAAGUGAAGAUGACAAAUAUAUUGAACUGGUCUUGGAAAAGCCACUAGACAGAGAGGAACAGGCAGAGAUGGAUUUCAGUCUCAUUGCUGUGGACGGUGGCUCUCCUCCCAAAAGUGGGACCACCCAAGUGAAAAUUGUCAUUCUAGAUGCAAAUGACAAUGCUCCCAUCUUCACACAAGAGUUGUACAUUGGGCAGGUAUUAGAGAACAUGCCAGAAGGCUCUGUGGUUCUGAGUGUGCUGGCAACAGAUCAGGAUGCCGGAGUUAAUGGGGACAUUUCCUAUCAACUCAGACAGGCAGUGGGCCAGAGCGACUCAGCAUUUGUGAUUGAUCCCAUAACCGGUGAAAUUAAACUCACAAAACCUCUGGACUUCGAGGAUUCAGAGCAUCACGAACUCCGUGUGAGGGCCACAGAUGGUGGGGGACUCUCAGCAAUCUGCAAAGUGUUGGUGGAGGUGGUGGAUGUGAAUGACAAUGCCCCAGAGCUGGUGGUCAGUUCCUUCAGCAGUCCCCUCCCCGAGAACACAGCGCCCGGCACGGUGGUUGCCCUCUUUACGGUCAGGGACCAGGAUUCUGGUGCCAACGGGAAGAUCUCCUGUGCUCUCGAGGAUCAGCUCUUCUUCUCCCUGCGGCCAGCCUUUAAGAAUUACUAUGAGGUGGUGACAGUGAGCGCGCUGGACCGCGAGGAGACGGCUCAGUACAUCCUGACUGUCACAGCAGCAGAUGCGGGGUCCCCUCCCCUCACUACCACGCAGACCUUCAGCGUGGACAUCUCGGAUGUCAAUGACAAUGCCCCUGUGUUCAACCAGACGUCAUACACCAUGUAUGUGCGUGAGAACAACGUCCCCACGGUGUUUGUUGGAGCCGUCAGUGCUGCAGAUGCUGACGUGGGGCUCAAUGCCAAGGUGACCUAUUCCCUGGCCCCAGCCGAACCGGCAGAGCGGCCUUCCUGCUCCUGCAUCUCUGUGAACUCCGAGAACGGACACGUCUUUGUGCUGCGGCCCCUGGACUACGAGCAGUUGAGGCAGACCGAGGUCACAGUCAGUGCCUCUGACGCGGGGUCUCCUCCCCUCAGAGCCAACGUCACCCUCCGCCUUGUCGUGCUGGACGAGAAUGACAAUGCCCCGCUCGUGCUCUACCCAGCCCAGGACAGCAGCCCACCGUCCAGUGAGCUGGUGCCCGUGUCGGCUGAGGCGGGCUACCUCGUCACCAAAGUGGUGGCCGUGGAUGCCGACUCGGGACAGAACUCGUGGCUCUCGUACCACCUGCUGAGGGCCAGCGACCCCGGGCUGUUUACGGUGAGUGCCCAAAGCGGGGAGGUGCGUCUGAGGAGGCCGGUGACAGAGAGAGACACCGUGAAGCAGAAGCUCGUUGUCCUGGUGAGAGACAACGGGAAGCCCCCACUGUCAGCCACCGCAGCUCUGAGCGCACUCGUGCUCAAGGACUUCUCAGACGUGCGCCUCCCGCCCAGCAGUGCGGCCACAGAGGAUGAGGGCGGCUCCCUGACCACCUAUUUAAUCAUUUCCUUGGUCUUUGUCUCACUCCUCUUCCUCAUCUCCACCGCCGUCUUUGUCGCUCGCAAGGUGUGCAAGAGACAGGAGCUGAAGGCUGGCCAUGUGCUUUAUGGUGCCGACAACUUGCAGAGCGGCCUGGCCGAUGCAGCCGCUGCAGGGACCCUGCCCCACGCCUAUUGCUACGAGAUCAGCCUCACAACGGGCUCGGGCAACAGCGAGUUCAAAUUCCUCAAGCCCAUCCUCCCCAGCCUGCCACCACAGCACAGCGCCGUGGGCCAGGGCCCUGAUGAUGAACAGGAUUUCCCCUGUGUCCCUCGGCUGCGGCGGCGAGCGCUGCCCCGUAUCACCCGCUGCCGGGACACCGCGGCUGCGUUCCGAGCCGCCGGCGGAAUCGGAGCCAGCGACGGAAGGCGCCCGCCCCCCACUUCGCCGCUUUCCGCCGGGAAUCGCCCGGGAGACCCCCGAGACCGAGGCCGCCGCCGCCGCCGCGCCAUGGCGAUCGCAAGGCAAGUGCUUUGUCUGUGUGCUUUCCUGUCCGUGCCGCACGCUCGCGCCGAGCCCAUCCGCUACUCCGUAGCCGAGGAGGCGGAAAGCGGCUCCCUGGUUGGCAACCUGGCGGAGGACGCGGGGCUCACGCCGGAGCAGCUCUCGGCUCGCCGCGCCCGCCUGGUCUCGGAGGACGGGCGGCAGCAUUUUCGCUUAGACCGCGCCUCCGGCCGCCUCGUCGUGGCGGGGAGGCUGGACCGGGAGGAGCUGUGCGGCCACUCCGGCACCUGCAUGCUCCCCUUCGAGCUGCUGCUCGCCAACCCCCUGCAGUUCUUUCGGGUCGAGGUGGCUCUGGAGGACAUCAAUGACCAUUCACCCGUCUUUCCCGAGGAACGAGUUACUUUCCAGAUCCCGGAAAUGAGUGAGCUGGGCUCUCGUUUCCCUCUGGAGGCGGCUCGGGACCUUGAUAUUGGCAGCAACACAGUCCAUGCAUACAGCAUCUCUCCCGAGAACGAGUACUUUAGUGUCUCCUAUGGGAGUCGGAAUAAUGGAGACAAAUAUGUUGAACUUGUUUUGGAAAAGUCACUAGACAGAGAGGAACAGGCAGAGAUGGGUUUUAGUCUCAUUGCUGUGGACGGUGGCUCUCCCCCUAGAAGUGGGACCAUCGAGAUUUCUAUUAUCAUUCUAGAUGUAAACGACAAUGCUCCCAUCUUCACACAAGAGCGUUACAUAGGGAAGGUUCUGGAAAACAUGCCAGAAGGCUCUGUGGUUCUGAGUGUGCUGGCAACAGAUCAGGAUGCUGGAGUUAACGGGGACAUUUCCUAUCAACUCAGACAGGCAGUGGGCCAGAGCGACUCAGCGUUUGUGAUUGAUCCCAUAACCGGUGAAAUUAAACUCACAAAACCUCUGGACUUCGAGGCAGCAGAGACUCACGAGCUCAGUGUGAGGGCCACAGAUGGUGGGGGGCUCUCAGCAAUCUGCAAAGUGUUGGUGGAGGUGGUGGAUGUGAAUGACAAUGCCCCGGAGCUGGUGGUCAGUUCCUUCAGCAGUCCCCUCCCCGAGAACACAGCGCCUGGCACGGUGGUUGCCCUCUUUACGGUCAGGGACCGGGAUUCUGGUGCCAACGGGAAGAUCUCCUGUGCCCUCGAGGAUCAGCUCUUCUUCUCCCUGCGGCCAGCCUUUAAGAAUUACUAUGAGGUGGUGACAGUGAGCGCGCUGGACCGCGAGGAGACGGCUCAGUACAUCCUGACUGUCACAGCAGCAGAUGCGGGGUCACCUCCCCUCACUACCACGCAGACCUUCAGCGUGGACAUCUCGGAUGUCAAUGACAAUGCCCCUGUGUUCAACCAGACGUCAUACACCAUGUAUGUGCGUGAGAACAACGUCCCCACGGUGUUUGUUGGAGCCGUCAGUGCUGCAGAUGCUGACGUGGGGCUCAAUGCCAAGGUGACCUAUUCCCUGGCCCCAGCCGAACCGGCAGAGCGGCCUUCCUGCUCCUGCAUCUCUGUGAACUCCGAGAACGGACACGUCUUUGUGCUGCGGCCCCUGGACUACGAGCAGUUGAGGCAGACCGAGGUCACAGUCAGUGCCUCUGACGCGGGGUCUCCUCCCCUCAGAGCCAACGUCACCCUCCGCCUUGUCGUGCUGGACGAGAAUGACAAUGCCCCGCUCGUGCUCUACCCAGCCCAGGACAGCAGCCCACCGUCCAGUGAGCUGGUGCCCGUGUCGGCUGAGGCGGGCUACCUCGUCACCAAAGUGGUGGCCGUGGAUGCCGACUCGGGACAGAACUCGUGGCUCUCGUACCACCUGCUGAGGGCCAGCGACCCCGGGCUGUUUACGGUGAGUGCCCAAAGCGGGGAGGUGCGUCUGAGGAGGCCGGUGACAGAGAGAGACACCGUGAAGCAGAAGCUCGUUGUCCUGGUGAGAGACAACGGGAAGCCCCCACUGUCAGCCACCGCAGCUCUGAGCGCACUCGUGCUCAAGGACUUCUCAGACGUGCGCCUCCCGCCCAGCAGUGCGGCCACAGAGGAUGAGGGCGGCUCCCUGACCACCUAUUUAAUCAUUUCCUUGGUCUUUGUCUCACUCCUCUUCCUCAUCUCCACCGCUGUCUUUGUCGCUCGCAAGGUGUGCAAGAGACAGGAGCUGAAGGCUGGCCAUGUGCUUUAUGGUGCCGACAACUUGCAGAGCGGCCUGGCCGAUGCAGCCGCUGCAGGGACCCUGCCCCACGCCUAUUGCUACGAGAUCAGCCUCACAACGGGCUCGGGCAACAGCGAGUUCAAAUUCCUCAAGCCCAUCCUCCCCAGCCUGCCACCACAGCACAGCGCCGUGGGCCAGGGCCCUGAUGAUGAACAGGAUUUCCCCAGUGUCCCUGUGAGCGCAGAGGACGUGGCACCAGACAAUCCUGGGACUCUCUCUGCAGGACACUUCAACACUCUUUCCUUUAACUAGCACAGGGUCUGUAAAGCUGGACACUUUAUGGGUGAUGGUAGAAAGGGAUCCAGGCUGUAGCCUGUGGCAACGGUUCUUCCAGAGCAAACCCGUGUUUCCAAUUGGCAUAUCCAAUUUCCCUCAAAUUCUUAGUCAGAUUAAAAGUCGUCUCCUAAUCGAAAACCACAAAGAAGCAAAUAAAAGACAGUCAGAUUCUCUCCCUCAGGCAAUCAUAUAUUUCACCUGUGUUACAGCCGUUUCCGAUAGGCUUUAAGAAUGGGGUUAGCACUCCAGCCUAUGCUCUUGUCUCUCUUCCUGUCAGACCAGACCAUGAACCUCUUACUCAUUGCUAGAACACAAUGGCACAGUUGGGAAGACAAAUCUCACUCUUGCUGAAACGGCUCAAAGCCUUUUUCGCAGCUCAGAAAAGCCAGGUAGUUCUGAAUACUGGGUCCCAACAUUCUGCUAGCACAGGGCUUUUUCUUUCUGCAGUUCUGAAUGUCUCUAUCUGAGGUUUGUGGGCUGUGUGUGUUACACUUUCCUCUCAGUAUGUCUGUCUGUUCAGCCAUUGUGUGCCUGCAGAUGUUUCACUAGUGCUGCCCAGAGAAACAGGAGUUGCUCCCACCCAGCCUUUGCAAUGCAGAUGGUUCCAGCUCUGUAGAGUAGAAGGCUAUUUUGGCCGUAUGGGUAUAGGGGUGUCAUCUUCAUCAAGGCAGAGAGGAGAAGGAAAAUGCACAAGAAAAUCUUCCUUUGGCCUAUGUGUGGGUUUGGUGUUCUGUCUCCCUCAGGUUGUCUUGGAAAUACAGCAGCAUUAGGUUAGAUGUGUUAGGGUAGGCUGUAACUGUAGAGAUUUGUGAACACGUGUUCAUUGUCUUUGGGUGAAUGAAAAUGCCACAUGUCCAUCAGGGAUAAUUUUGGGAAGUUAGAAUCAAGAAGAACUUGGAAAAAGGACUUUGAGGUUUGUUUCCUCAUUCUUGUUUCUGCAAUCAGUGGCUUCUUGUUCACAGUAGAAAGCUGUCCCUACAGGAUUUUCUCCAUGUGUGUUAGAGCAUGAGCAUUCCCAUUUUUGCCCUUUCUCCUCCUCUCUGACCUGUACUGAGCAUUGUUUCCCAGUUCCUCCACAGCAGGACUGCCACCCCAUAUAUAUAACUGGUAUAUAAUAUAUAACAACUGGUUGUUUGAAUGAUGUCCGUGAUGCAUGGAAUAUUCAGAAAGCCUUCCUCCCGCUGUGUUGUGCUGAAGUUACACAGUUUAACACUGUAAGCUUGGAUAGCCCUGAGUUUAGAAAUUGAAAAAAUGUGUAAGACUGAAAUAAAGAGAACAUCCUCACUCUUUUUGUGGACACAGAA
This is a messenger RNA of Corvus hawaiiensis (hawaiian crow), 9198 nucleotides long. RefSeq names its product protocadherin-16-like. Bases 95 to 7870 code for a protein of 2591 amino acids. Gene Ontology annotation, biological process: homophilic cell-cell adhesion. Gene Ontology annotation, cellular component: plasma membrane. The transcript has 4 exons. The record is from RefSeq and is a predicted model, not a curated record. Gene Ontology annotation, molecular function: calcium ion binding. Lineage: Eukaryota; Metazoa; Chordata; Aves; Passeriformes; Corvidae.